GAAAUGUAUUAUUCAGCUUAUAGGUAUGAGGUGUUUUUGAGUUUUAGAGGUGAUACUCGGAAUAAUUUUACUUCACACCUCUAUGCGGCUCUAUGUAAUGCUGGCAUAACUGUUUUCAAAGAUGAUGUUGAGCUUGCCAAAGGAAACUAUAUCAAAACGGAACUCUUGCAAGCAAUUGGAAGUUCAAAAAUUGCAAUCAUCAUCUUCUCUGAUGAAUAUUCUGGAUCUAAAUGGUGUUUGGAGGAAUUGUCAAUGAUCAUGGAGCUUCAUGACUUAAAUAAUAGGGUGGUUCUACCUGUGUUUUACCAUGUUGAUCCAUCAGAAAUUCGUCAUCAAACUUCCAAUUUUGGAAAAGCAUUUGAAUAUCUUAUACAAAAAAUUUCACGAUUAAACAAUCAAAUUUCACGAUUUAAAGAUCAAGUUUUAGAGUGGAGGAAAGCCCUUACUAAGGCUGGGAGUCUUGCUGGGACAGUUGUACUUAGUUCCAGGGACGAGAGUGAAUAUGUUAAAGAUGUUGUUAGGCAAGUUUGUGAUGUAUUGGACAAGAAAGAUUUGUUUGUCGCUGAACACCCAGUAGGAGUGGAUAAUCGCGUGGAAAAAGUGAUCACAAUGUUGAAAAACUAUCCGUCUAAAGAUGUUGCCGUGGUAGGGAUAUGGGGAAUGGGUGGCGCAGGCAAAACAACUAUUGCCAAAACCAUUUAUAAUCAAAUGGGUCCCACUUUUGAGAGUAGAAGUUGCCUUUCAAACAUCAGAGAAGUAUGGGGUCAAGAAAAGGAAAAAGUGUGCUUACAAAACCAACUUCUUUCAGAAAUAUGCAAGACAACGCAAAUGAAGAUAAAUAGUAUUGAAGCAGGAAUAAUCACAUUAAAGGAUAGACUUCGCCAUAAAAAGGCACUAGUUGUACUUGAUGAUGUGGAUGAGUUAUCCCAACUAAAUGCAUUAGCUGGGAGCUAUGACUGGUUUGGUCAAGGAAGUAGAAUAAUUAUUACAACUAGAGAUAAACGUCUACUCCCUAUGGGUUGUCCUGUUUACCCAAUAGAGAAUUUGGAUGAUAAGGAAUCUAUUGAACUUUUUAGUUGGCAUGCAUUCAAACACAAAAGUCCUAAAAAAGAUUUCAUUGAACUUUCAAAAAAAAUAGUUGCAUACUCUAGGGGACUUCCAUUAGCUCUUGAGGUCCUUGGCUCUUAUCUAUCUACUAGUGACGACACAAAGGAAUGGAAUGAAGUAUUGCAGAAACUUGAAAAAAUUCCCAAGCAGGAGAUACAAAAGAAGCUAAAAAUAAGCUUUGAUGGUUUAGAUAGUUUGGAGAAAAAAAUAUUCCUUGAUAUAUGUUGCUUCUUUAUUGGGAUGGAUAGAAAUGAAGUGGCACAAAUAUUAAAUGGCUGCAAAUUCUUUGCUGAUACUGGAAUCAAAACUCUUGUGGAGCGAAGCCUUGUAACCAUUGAUGAGAAGAACAAGCUUGGUAUGCAUGAUUUGCUGCGUGACAUGGGAAGAGCAAUAAUUCGUGAACAAUCUCAAAAUGAGCUUGGAAAGAUGAGUAGGUUGUGGUUUCAUGAGGAUGCACUAGCAGUGUUAUCAAAACACAAGGGAACAAAGGCUAUUGAAGGAGUGUCUUUGAUGUCAAAGGUUGGAUCAAAGCAUUUACUUCAGAUAAAAGCAUUUGAGAAGAUGAAGAGACUCAGAUUACUUCGUCUUGACAAUGUACAACUUAGUGGAGAUUACGAAUACAUCAGUAAAGAUCUCAAAUGGCUUUGCUGGCAUCAUUUUCCCAAGGAAUACAUUCCUAGCGACCUUUAUCAAGAGGAUUUAGUUGUCAUUGACUUAAAGUACAGUAAUCUCAGACGAGUGUGGAAGGAAUCCCGGUUAUUGGAGAGUUUGAAAAUCCUCAAUCUCAGCCACUCUCCUCACUUGGUGCAAACACCUGAUUUUUUGAAACUACCAAAUCUUGAAGAGUUAAUCCUCAAAGAUUGUCCAAGUUUGGAAACGAUACAUCAUUCUAUUGGGCUUCAUCCUAAACUUCUUCGGCUAGAUUUGGAGAAUUGUAUUGGCCUUCAUAGUCUUCCAAGAAACAUUUAUGGAUUAAAAUGCUUAAAAGCUCUCAUUCUUUCUGGUUGUGGGAAUAUUAAAAAGCUUGAGGAGGACAUAGAACAAAUGGAAUCUUUGACAACUCUAAUUGCUCCUACAGUAAAACAAGUGCCCUAUUCUUUGGUGAGAUUGAGAAGCAUUUUAUAUCUAUCUGUUUGUGGUCAUGAAGGAUUAUCAAAUCAUGUGAUUCCUUCUCUCUACCGGUCCUGGAUGUCCCCAACAAAUAAUCCACUACGUCUUAUUCCAUCACAUGAGGGCAAGCCAUCAUCAAUUUUGUGGGAUAUACUAAACAGUAUCCAUAGUCCUUCAACAAUCCCAAGUACUGUGCCAAAGCAACAAAGUCCUUUGUUGGAAGAUGGAUUGGAGAUUUCUGAUUCGUUGUGUGCCACAAAUUGUAUGGACAUCUCGAUACUUAAGAAUUGCUUGGAACAUCUUUUAAUUAACAUUGGAAAGAAUUCUCAAGCCUUUUGUACACUUUCAGAGAAGAUUUCACAGGAAUUGAAUCUUACAAAGGAUAGUGAUGACUGUAUUCUUUCUGGUGAUAAUUACCCCUAUUGGCUAACAUUCAAAGGUGAAGGAACUUCUGCAACCACUUUGCGCUACACAGAAGACAAACUGAAAUCCUUGAAAGAAGCAGAGAUGAAAGAAAUAAUAUCAAAUCUGGAACCUCAUGACCAAGUGGAAGUGAUAGCAGUUUUUGGGAAUGGAUUCACUGUGAAGAAAACAGUGGUCUACUUGAUGUACAAUGAAUCAAUUGAUAAACAGAUGGAGCCUUCAACAUCUGAAGCUGUAAAUUUAACUAGCACCAAACGCAAUUGUGAGGAGGAGUAUGAGGCACAUCAAUCUACCAGACCUAGAAAGCACAAGGUUUCGUUAUUAUCCGUGGAAGCCAUGUUCACCACCUGCAUCUUUGUAUUUGUUCUCGAUGUAGUCCAUAUAAACUAUUGGGUUCUGACUGUUUUCUUCGGAGGAUUGAAACUGAGGAUGAGCCUCGGAGCAAUAAUAAGGUUGCAGGCAUGUAUUCCUGGAGAUCAUAGGCUCAAAUCUUCAAAACAGUCAUCCAUGGAUAGGCAUAGGCGCGAUGGGACCACUCCCCUUUUGGUUCAGUAUGAGCCCAUCUUGAGGGUGAAGUCAAGAGCCAGGACGGACUCUAUCGCUUCCCUGUUGGGACUUCUUGUUGAUAGAGGACGAUGA
Molecule: messenger RNA, 3279 nt
Organism: Neltuma alba
Lineage: Eukaryota; Viridiplantae; Streptophyta; Magnoliopsida; Fabales; Fabaceae
Product: TMV resistance protein N-like
Exons: 8
Coding region: 4-3279 (1091 amino acids)
Biological process (GO): defense response; signal transduction
Cellular component (GO): membrane
Molecular function (GO): ADP binding
Source: RefSeq, a predicted model, not a curated record